AUGAGGGUUUUGGAGGCACUGCAAGCUGUCGAGUCUUUAUCUGCCCCGAACGAAUCAACACAAGGGGCCAGCGACGGAGGACACCCUGUCGGAAAUGAUACAACGUCAGACAGCUUCAAAGAAGCUGAUAUGAUUGAGGAAGAGGAAAAUGGAGACGAAGACUAUGAUGAAGGUGACGAAGGAGAGUACGACCCCGAUGCUGAGGCGGAGGCAAUGGCACAAGCACUUGGAAAUCAGAUAUGGGCCGAACUCGAGCAAAAUAUAGGAGAUUCGGCGAAAUCAGCAGGCGAUAUUGCGGACGCUGAACAGGUUCAUCCUGGCCACGAAGAUGCCCUGGCUACGAACAAAGGGGAUUCAAGUGUCAAGCAAGCCUCUAUUCCAGCUGAAGCUUCAGAGCCUUCUAAACCAAGCCCUGAAAUCUCUGGACUGCCCCCCGAUGGCUCUUUCCCGCCCAAUAACGUACCGACACCAUCAGACCCCAUGAUCGAGACUAUUAAAACCAUGCUAUCGCUCGCACUGUCCGAUCCUCACGUCCAUUAUGCCCUGAUGACGACCAUCGUCCCAGGACCAGUUGCAAACGGUGCCAAUCUCUACACUAUUCUCUCGAACUCCGUCAUGGAAGGUCGAGUAAACCCGGAACUAGCACAACCACUUAGUAUUUUAAUAUCUGCGUUGGCUUCGGGUAGUAUGAUGGUCUCGUCUGAGCAUCAAUAUGCACAUACUGCCCCUCAAGAUGUAGGUGGAACAAGUCCAUCUCUGAAACGAAAACGGGAUCCCACGGAUGAGGGACAAACCUGGCCUACCAAUCCUCCAUACAAUCCUUCCGUCCAGUCGCUCCAUACACCUCAACCCACAAGGUCUCAAGCUUCAGAGGAGCUAUUAGCUCGAAUACAAUCAGCUACUACAAGCAUCCUCCAAGUUCUCGACCCGCUUUUGGCCGUCGGUCAGUCACUGAACCAAUCAGUCAUUUCUUCGAUCCAACGACCGUUACACCAAGUCUAUUCGUUUGUCUCGACGUGUCCCCAGCAGCACGAAGGCCCGUCAGGAAGUGGCACUUUGCAAGAGAUAGGUGGUCUUAUUCAGGUGAUCGGGAUCUUAAACGAAGUUCCUAUCGCACAAUCAAUGGAAGGCCAGGCAGCCUCAGACGCAGGAGCUUCGGGGAGUGGUCGAGCCGCUAUUGGGACUGCAAUAUACCCGUGCUCGACCUGCCCCAAAGCGUUUGGCAAGCUUUCGUUACUUCGGGCACACGAACGCACGCAUUCGGAAGGAAGACCGUAUCGCUGUGAAUAUGCUGGUUGUCCUGCCAGCUUUGCUCGAAAUCAUGAUUUACGGCGGCACGAAAAGUCUCAUGAACGGCAGAUGUUUAGGCGAGUGUGCGGAGGAUGUGAUAGAUUGUUUUCUAGAAGGGAUGCACUCCGACGGCACAAGGCCAAUGAUAAGGCUCUCGAUGAAUGCCGAGAGGCACCAAUGGAUACGUCUACCGUAACCCAUGACGGAGACCCCCCUCGAGUUACUCGUGUCUGGCAAAAUCACCCCGAAUCAUGCGACUGGUCAAAAGAAUCAGAAUUUGAAGAGGGAGAGAUUCAACCAGAAGCUAUCGCUAAUGCACGAUACAUUGCGGGAACACUAUACCAAACCCUUCAGCGACAUGUCAGCAAAGGCCUCAACACCGGAGGGAUCCCCGAACAACCCGAAAACCAAUCGUCAGGCCAGCAGGUUUCCAACCGCCUUCCUUCUGAUGGUCCAGCACCUCAAACGUUGGCCGAGGGCGAGCAACCGGGCGCAGUUGAAUCUCCAUCCCAGUCUACUUUAGCUGGUUCGAUUGAGGAGCGAACAAACCCAACCGAGGAGCCUGAGGGUUGCAAUAGUCCAGCAGAUGAUACCACGAUCGUCAAGGCGGUAUCAACACUGCCGGGCUAUGGAUUAGAUGACGAGCAUACGAGUUUAUUAGAGCAAGCUAUAGCGGUGGCCGCACAAGCAGCUCAAGCUCAGGCCGAAGCCGAAGCAGCGCUCUAUGAGGAAGGGUAUAACGAAGACGACCAAGACACCGAAGAAUGGAAUGAAGGAGACGAGGGCGAGCAGAUGCCCGAGACCGGGAUGGCGAAUCUUGUAUCUUAA
Molecule: messenger RNA, 2118 nt
Organism: Rhizoctonia solani
Lineage: Eukaryota; Fungi; Basidiomycota; Agaricomycetes; Cantharellales; Ceratobasidiaceae
Product: C2H2 zinc finger
Exons: 2
Coding region: 1-2118 (705 amino acids)
Biological process (GO): regulation of transcription by RNA polymerase II
Molecular function (GO): RNA polymerase II cis-regulatory region sequence-specific DNA binding; DNA-binding transcription factor activity, RNA polymerase II-specific
Source: RefSeq, a predicted model, not a curated record